This is a messenger RNA of Oncorhynchus keta (chum salmon), 6056 nucleotides long. Its product is annotated as copine-8-like. Lineage: Eukaryota; Metazoa; Chordata; Actinopteri; Salmoniformes; Salmonidae. The record is from RefSeq and is a predicted model, not a curated record. Gene Ontology annotation, biological process: cellular response to calcium ion. The transcript has 21 exons. Gene Ontology annotation, molecular function: calcium-dependent phospholipid binding. The coding region runs from base 138 to 1901 and encodes 587 amino acids. Gene Ontology annotation, cellular component: plasma membrane.
UCAACCCACCGCUAGUAGCCUGCUUCGGAGCAUUCCUCUUCGUUCAGUCCACAUGCAUUCAUUCUCGUUUCGCAAAAGGAGGUGUAGUUUGUUCGAUUGUUGCUGCUGAAAGGGGUUGGACAAAAAUAUUUUUCACCAUGAACAACUGUAAUAGCUUCGUCAACAUGGCGUCGAUAGGAGAUUUCGACCCGCUCAAUGCUUCCAUCCCCGCCACCAAAGUUGAAAUCACAGUGUCUUGCAGAAAUCUGCUGGACAUGGAUACCUUCUCCAAAUCAGACCCAAUAUGCGUUCUCUACACACAAGGCAUCGGCAAUAAGGAGUGGAGAGAGUUUGGAAGGACAGAGGUGAUUGAAAACACUCUCAACCCGGAGUUUGUUCGUAAAUUCAUCUUGGAUUAUUUCUUUGAGGAACGACAGAAUCUGAGAUUUGACCUGUACGAUGUCGACUCAAAGAGCUCCAACCUGUCAAAACAUGACUUCCUUGGCCAGGCGUUCUGUACGUUGGGAGAGGUGGUGGGAUCGCUGGGCAGCCGUAUGGAGAAACCUAUGGCGGGCAUUCCCGGAAAGAAGUGUGGAAACAUCAUUGUUAAGGCAGAAGAGAUGGGAAACUGCAGGGAGUCAGUGAUGAUGCAGUUCUGUGGGAAUAAACUGGACAAGAAAGAUUUCUUCGGCAAGUCAGACCCAUUCCUCGUCUUCUAUCGCAGCAAUGAAGACGGCACGUUCACAAUCUGCCAUAAGACAGAGGUGGUGAAGAACACACUAAACCCAGUGUGGCAGGCCUUCAAGAUACCUGUCAGAGCACUCUGCAAUGGAGACUACGACAGAACGAUCAAGAUAGAAUGCUACGACUGGGAAAGAGAUGGAAGCCAUGACUUCAUAGGAGAGUUCACUACCAGCUACAGAGAGCUAUCCAGAGGCCAGUCCCAGUUCAAUGUGUAUGAGGUUAUGAAUCCGAAGAAGAAAGGAAAAAAGAAAAAAUACCUAAACUCUGGAACGGUAACUCUGCUCUCAUUCCUGGUGGAUAUAGAAGUCACCUUCCUCGACUACAUCAAAGGAGGAGUGGGCCAAGGAGGGACCCAGAUUAAUUUCACAGUGGCAAUUGAUUUCACCGCUUCAAACGGCAACCCAGCCCAGCCCACCUCCCUCCACUACAUGAGUCCCUACCAGAUGAAUGCCUACGCCAUGGCCCUGAAGGCUGUAGGGGAGAUCAUCCAGGACUACGACAGUGAUAAGAUGUUCCCUGCUUUGGGCUUCGGAGCCAAGCUGCCCCCCGACGGACGGGUCUCACAUGAGUUCGCCCUGAAUGGCAACCCCCAAAACCCAUACUGUGCAGGUAUAGAUGGAGUGAUGGAGGCAUAUUACCAGAGCCUGAAGUCUGUCUGCCUCUACGGCCCAACCAACUUUUCUCCUGUCAUCAACCAUGUGGCCAGGUAUGCUGCGUCAGUGAAUGAUGGCUCUCAGUACUUCGUCCUUCUCAUCAUCACAGAUGGAGUCAUCUCAGACAUGGCCCAGACCAAGGAGUCCAUCGUCAACGCAUCGUGUCUUCCCAUGUCAAUUAUCAUCGUAGGGGUGGGACCAGCAGAAUUUGAUGCGAUGAUCGAGUUGGACGGGGAUGAAGUGAGGAUCUCGUCGAGAGGAAGAUAUGCGGAGAGGGACAUUGUUCAGUUUGUCCCGUUCAGAGACUACAUCGACCGGACAGGGAACCACAUCCUGAGUAUGGCCCGUCUAGCCAAGGAUGUCCUGGCUGAGAUCCCUGACCAGUUCCUCUCCUACAUGAGGACCAGAGGCAUCAAGCCCUUGCCCACACCCCCUCCCUACACACCCCCAGGGUACCCUGUCCAGAGCCCCGAUGGACACCCAUUAAAUACCCCCCCAGGACACCCCCUGCAGACGCAGAUCUGAAGGGUGCGGAGAUGCCCCAUGGUCUCAAACAACACCUCUUCAAAUAUGUAUUUGUCUCUCUCCUCUCUGCAUCACUCAGUGAUAGGAGAGGCCUUCUUGGCUUUCUCGCUCUCUCUCUCAUUGCACUAAUGGAGAUUGACUGACUGGCAGAAUGUUCUUACUGAGCGGUUCUACUUUGGAACGAGCAGAUGGAGUCAAUAAGGGCAUGUUUACUUUCAUUGUCAAGCGUUCCUCUGUCUGGACUUUCUGUAUAUCGGCAAAUGGAGACACUCUCUGGGACACAGAUAGACAGAGUCUGGUCUUCCCAGCUCACCUGGCAUGGAAUAGCAGAGUUAAGGAAAGGAUGAAUGGUGGAAGAAUGAAAGGAGGAUAGGAAGGAAUUUCCUGGGGACUGGCCUUUUCAGGAGCAGAGUGGCGAAAAGGUUCUAUUGUCUCUGGAUGUGUAAUCACUUGACUGUUGUACUGGAAAUGUAUUUCCUUCUUUCUCCCUCUAUCUCUGGUCUCUUUCUAUCUCUCUCCCUCUAUCUCUGGUCUCUUUCUAUCUCUCUCCCUCUAUCUCUGGUCUCUUUCUAUCUCUCUCCCUCUAUCUCUGGUCUCUUUCUAUCUCUCCCUCUAUCUCUGGUCUCUUUCUAUCUCUCUACUCUAUCUCUGGUCUCUUUCUAUCUCUCUCUCCAUCUCUGGUCUCUUUCUAUCUCUCCCUCUAUCUCUGGUCUCUUUCUAUCUCUCUCCCUCUAUCUCUGGUCUCUUUCUAUCUCUCUCUACUCUGUCUCUCUAUUCUUCCAACUCUCACUCAAUGUUUACAGUACAUGUUAAUGAUAAUGAUUUUUUAUCAUUGGACACUUUUAUAUAAUAUUCGUACUUCUUUCAGUAUGAAACUUUGGAAUAUCAAUCGAUAUUCUCUCUAUCUCGCAGCGUGUUGUCUUUGCCACGGGAGUCAGGUUGAGGUUGCAACAGUGCAGGUCCAAGUAGCCACUGUAUUGUACUGUACUAUACUAUGUGUCCGUUUGCAUGAGUGUAUCGUCAGAGCAUGCAUUGUGGUCCUACACUUCCCUGCCUGUCACUGCUCUCAGUCUUUGGGGUUCCAUGUUUUUAACUUUUAACUCUGUUGUUGAAGCGCAUUCUGCUCCUUUCUAAACUGCCUUGGCGAUAGGGUGCCCAUGCCAGCCACGCUGCGAGUGCCCACGGGUUUUCUCACUGUGUCGAGAACAACAGUGACUCAACCAACAGCAUAUUCCCUUCCAAUCCAUUUAAAUAACAACACCUGCUCUCAGAUCCAGUUUGAGACAACAGCAGAAGCCCAGUGGUCAAAAACAGUAACACAAAUGCUUUCCGUCUCUUUGGUUCUUGUUCUUUUGUGUUAUUAUUACUUUUACAUUUGAGUCAUUUAUCAGACGCUCUUAUCCAGAGCGACUUACAGGAGCAAUUAGGGUUAAGUGCCUUGCUCAAGGGCAUGUUGACAGAUUUUUCACCGAGUCGGCUCAGAGAUUCGAACCAGCGACCUUUCGGUUACUGACCCAAUGCUCUUAACCGCUUGUUUGCCUUGGAAGCUGAUAUUCUUAAGUAUAUUGUUUUAAGUUGCCUUGUUAAGGUUAUUUUAUUGUUUUGAGUUGUGCCAAUAAAUAUGUAAUAUUAUUUAAUUGUUAUAAUGUUAAGCCCUGAAUGUGUUGGCCCUAGAUGAUGGUGUCUGGUGGUUGUCAUGACAACAUGUUCUUCCUAAAUAUUGUAAAUCUCAUCCCAUAAUACCAAUUAACAAAUACCCACUGAGGGCUAGGAGUUUUUCCUCACGAGGAAAAACUCCUUGCCCAUAACCAUUAUACACAGUCAACCCUCUCUUACUUCUUACAGCCAGGGUAUCCUCUUCAAUCUGCUGUCUUAAUGGGCUUAGAGUUUAUAUCAUCUGCCUUUUAAUUAUUAAUUAAUUAAUUAUUAAUACUAAUAAUUAUUAUCAUAAUAUAACUAUUAGCUAGUGCUUAUAUGGAGGUGCUGUGUAAUUGAUAACUUGAUUGGUUGCAUAUCAAUCAAUACUCCUUAUCAAAUUAACAGACAUUGCAACACCACAUUUAUGUGUUUCGCAGUUGUUGCCAUUUGUUGCCAUUUUCAUGUGUGUGCCGCUGUCGGUCUGUUACCUCUCUGUCUGUUGCCAUAUCAUUACUGAUCGACCGAUGCCCUUUGCCACACUUCAACCACAUAGCAACACCUCUGUUUCUCUCUCUGUGUAAUUCCUCCUCCUGCCUCACUGCAGCUCUGUGGACGCUGCCUCACAGAGUGCAAUAGACUGUGUUUCAAUGCUUAAAUAGGAUUGACUCCAAGCCAAUAAUAUUUGGCAUGGCAGGAGGAGAGGGGGAUGAGAGAGGGGGAUACAGCCCAGUGGGUUAUGUCAUUGGAGGGUCGUUCCAUGUCAUUUCAUCAUUCUAUGUCAAUGUUAAAGGAAUAGUUCACCCAAAUUACAAAAUUACAUAUUGGUUUCCGUACCUGUAGGCAGUCUAUGGACAAUUACGACAGCAUCCCAUUCUUUGGUUUUGUUCACCUGGCCACUGUUUUGAAUUCUAACUUUUUAGCAUUUGUCGCACAAAUCCAAUGCAAGUCAAUAGUACCUAUAUUAGCAUUUCCGUGCUUCAUAUCCAACUCAUCUUUGAUAACGUAAUUGAUUUGAACACGACGUGUAAAAAUACCAAUAUAUAUCCUCUUUCUUGUGUGUUUUGAGGUGGAACGACCCUGGACAGAAGUAGACAAACAGGUCAACCCUCUGAUGUAGUCAUACGAGUAUGGGCAUUAGUGCUACAUGCCUGAGUCAACACAGUGCCAAACCUAUACAGAGAGAUGUUGGCUAGCCUAGAAAGAGAAUAACCUCACUCGGUAUAUUCAACAUGACAGUCUGUCAUUUUAACCCAUACAUUUUACACAACAUAUAUUUGAUAAGAAACCUCUGCCUUGUUUAAAAAAAGACAUACAGUAGACACACACUGUAUUUUUAUUUUCUCGCGACUUUCACUGAUGUCUUCUUUUGUCGUGUUUUUCUCACAAAUUUGAAAGCCUUCCAUAAUUGGCGCUCUGCAUCUGUAGUUGUAGCCUAGCCUCGAGUCUGUGUAUCAUAUGAAACCCUAGCGAAAUCCAUAUAGUGCACCACGUGGCUCUUGUCAAAAUAAAUGCAUUAUGUGGGGAACAGCUAGUGUGUUAUUUGAAACCCAGCUUGUGUGAGUCUGUGCUGCAGUCUCCCACUGAGCUUGUAGCAGAGCAGAGCAGGAGGUAUCAUUAGGACUUUGGGUCACAGUCUAGAGAUCGUUAUAGGCUCCCAUUAACCACCCACAGGCUACUGACACAGUGUGGAUACACACGUGUGCGCGUGCAUAUACACAGGCACACGCACACCGCUCGCACACAGACACACAUACUGCCGAGACCAUGGUCACCAUCGUGGACUACUGACAUUGUCAUUUCUUAGUGCUUUCUCAGUUCAAACUACUAUGGAAAGGAUCAUUCUUUUGUUUCACUGCUUUGCUAGUGCCACAACUCUUGCCAUCUGCUUGCCGUGUGUGUAUGUGGUGUGUGUGUGUGUGGGUGUGGGUGUGGGUGUGGGUGUGGGUGUGGGUGUGUGUGUGUGUGUGUGUGUGUGUGUGUGUGUGUGUGUGUGUGUGUGUGUGUGUGUGUGUGUGUGUGUGUGUGUGUACUUGCCGCCAGAGUCUAACAGACCAUGUGAGUUGACACACGUGAUCUUUGUUUACUAAAGAUAUACAAAUAAUAUACUGUAUGCUCAUCAUAUCUACUUAUAAUGUGCACUAUGUUUGCAUGUACAGUUUUACAUGAGAUGCACCAGUUGUUUUUGUUAUAAUUGGGUGUUUUGGAAAAAGAAAAUCUAUGAAAAUAACUGUACAAAAUUGCCUUAAAAACGUUCACUGAUUUCUUGGAAUUUGUGCGAUGCCUUCAGAUAUUGACUUGUUCUCUAUUUUGUGUCAGUGUACAAUAUUUGCUUUUCUAGUGUAUAUUUUCUUUGCAUAACUUCAUGUAUGGGGGAAAAAAUAUAUUGUAUUUUUGGAAUCGGUGGUAAAUCAGAUAAAAGCCUGACUGAAGUUCUGAUUGUCUGGUAAUCCAUAUUAUAGAUGACUAUUUCUGUAUUAAACUACUGAUUUUUAAAUAAAUAUUCUUACUAAACACUAA